Messenger RNA from Colletotrichum orchidophilum, 930 nucleotides. RefSeq lists its product as uncharacterized. The record is from RefSeq and is a predicted model, not a curated record. The transcript is spliced from 2 exons. NCBI's taxonomy places the organism in Eukaryota, Fungi, Ascomycota, Sordariomycetes, Glomerellales, Glomerellaceae. Gene Ontology annotation, molecular function: protein binding. Bases 1 to 930 code for a protein of 309 amino acids.
AUGCUUGGCAAACGGAAGCGAUUCGAGGACAUGGAUGUCAUUCUCCAGUCUAGGAGCAUCAAGUUCAUUGUUGGUCCGGAGAAGAAGGAAUACACCGUCUACGAAUCCAGCUUCAGCGCCUUAUCACCUCCCCUGCGCGCCCUUCUGACGGGAGGCUUCCAAGAGUCCAAUGAGGGCAAGGUCAUCUGGGACGACACAGACCCCGUUACUUUCGUCCUACUGGUUCAAUACGCCUACGGUGGUGAUUAUUCACUGCCGGAACCCCCAGCCGCGGUCGAAAAAGUAGCGAUCGAUGAGAAAACUGAUGGGAAAGCCGAAGAGAUGACCAAAAAGAAGACUCCUGGUGGAUCAAGCAGACUCGAAGCCUUGUUUCCUACAUCAAUGGGCAUGGACAAUCAAACCCCUACCCGACAACACAGAGGCUCGCAGCAUCUUCUCGCCUACGGCAAGCCUCUUUUCCCUCCCAGCCACAAGGCUGAGAGUAUCGACAUUGAGACUUGGUUUGCCGAGCCUAACCACCCGAAACGUGCCAGGGUUGGGGAAUUUGAAACGACUUACUGGAGUUUCCGACACCUGCGCUCAAUAUGCCAAAAGCACGCCGCGCUGUACUUCCUCGCUGACAAAUACAUCAUUGAAGAUCUCAAGCAUCUCUUCUUGGAUAAAAUUCGUCACUUCCUGCUACAUUGCCGCAGAACUCCGAACUUGAGGAAUGCUGUCAUGGCCUUGGUAAAGCUCGCUUAUGCGGAGACGGUUCCUGGAGAUGGUCUACGGAGCCUGCUUGUACGACACUGCCUCUCCGAUAUGGCCUGGUUCGAUACCAGUAAAUUCAAGGACUUGGUCAGAUGCACACCGGAGUUUGGAGUCGAUCUAUUCUGCGAAAUUCCUAGGUCCCACUGGCGGGAGUCGAGGAAAGGGGAGUUUGAAUGUUGA